This is a messenger RNA of Diabrotica balteata, 222 nucleotides long. Lineage: Eukaryota; Metazoa; Arthropoda; Insecta; Coleoptera; Chrysomelidae. The record is from the annotation of a GenBank genome assembly.
AUGGAGAGAUAUAAAUUGCACCUUUUAUUCCAAUCAAGUAUUCAUCUUUAUCAAUCUAGAUUAGAAAAGGAACCAAAUGAGAUAAAAAGAAAUAUGGAUGUAGAACAAGAAUACAACAACCUCAAAACGAUAAUAAAAAAAAUGGCUUAUGAAGUAUUAGGAACAGAGAACAACGACAAACAACACCACGAACCACCAUGGAUGACAGAAAACGUAAAAUAA